Paramormyrops kingsleyae is the source of this 5350-nucleotide messenger RNA. The record is from RefSeq and is a predicted model, not a curated record. Lineage: Eukaryota; Metazoa; Chordata; Actinopteri; Osteoglossiformes; Mormyridae.
UCUGGCAUUUCGGUGGAUCCGUGCAGAGACGAGCGGAGAGCAGGCGAGUCACGGUGUGAAAUGAGCCAGCCUCCGCCCAGCGCACAGAAAAGGCGUUUCACUGACAUAAACCGAAAACUGCAGGAAUGACGGACAAUAUCCCACUGCAGCCGGUGAGACACAAAAAAAGACACGACAAUAAACACAAAAGCGGAUGCUGCCCCUGGUCGAGAUGCUGUGGCAUGGGCGACUUCCAGCCCCGCACCGUGUGGCUGGGCUGCCCCGAGAAGCGGGAGCAGCGCUACCCCCGCAACGUCAUCAACAACCAGAAGUACAACCUCUUCACCUUCCUGCCGGGGGUGCUCUUCAAUCAGUUUAAGUAUUUCUUCAACCUGUACUUCCUGCUCUUGGCGUGCUCCCAGUUCGUACCCGAGCUGCGCCUGGGGGCCCUUUACACUUACUGGGUCCCCCUGGGUUUCGUCUUGAUCAUCACCAUCAUGCGGGAGGCGGUCGAGGAGAUGAGAUGUUUUCUUCGAGACAAGGAGGUGAAUUCCCAGAUCUACAGCAAGCUGUCCACCAGAGGCACGGUGAAGGUGAAGAGCAGCGCCAUUCAAGUGGGAGACCUCGUCAUCGUCGAGAAGAACCAGCGCGUUCCUGCUGACAUGAUCUUCUUAAGGACCUCGGAAAGAAACGGGUCCUGCUUUCUGCGUACAGACCAGCUGGACGGCGAGACGGACUGGAAGCUACGCUUACCUGUGGCCUGUACCCAACGGCUGCCCACUGCCGGCGACCUCCUUCAGAUCCGAUCGUUUGUGUACGUGGAGGAGCCCAGCAUCGACAUCCACAAUUUCGUGGGCACCUUUACCAGGGAGGAUGGUGACCCCCCGGUGAACGAGAGCCUCAGCAUCGAGAACACGCUGUGGGCUAGCACUGUCGUAGCCUCCGCAUCUCGUACCCACAGCCUGCGUGUGAAUCUGGACAUGGGCAAGAUGGUGUUCAGCUGGAUGAUCCGGAAGGAUUCCAAGAUCCCCGGGACCGUGGUGCGGGCCAGUACCAUCCCGGAGCAGCUGGGCCGCAUCUCCUACCUGCUGACCGACAAGACAGGUACUCUGACCCAGAACGAGAUGGUGUUUCGGCGCCUCCAUCUGGGCACCGUGGCCUAUGGCAUGGACUCGAUGGACGAGGUGCAGAGCCACGUCUUUAGCGCCUACACUCAGCCCCCUCACGACCUCCCGGCCACAAGGGCCCCGGCCGCCACCAAAGUGCGCAAGACCAUCAGCAGCCGGGUGCACGAGGCAGUGAAGGCCAUCGCGCUGGUGCACAACGUGACCCCCGUGUACGAGUCCAACGGCGUGACGGACCAGGCGGAGGCGGAGCAGCACUACGAGGAUGCCUGCCGCGUGUAUCAGGCCUCCAGCCCCGACGAGGUGUCACUGGUGCAGUGGACAGAGAGUGUGGGGCUCACUUUGGUCGGGAGGGACCAGUCCUCCAUGCAGCUGAGGACUCCUAGUGGACAGAUCCUGAACUUCACUAUCCUGCAGAUUUUCCCUUUCACGUAUGAGAGCAAACGAAUGGGCAUCAUAGUGAGGGAUGAGUCUACAGGAGAGAUCACCUUCUACAUGAAGGGCGCGGACGUGGUGAUGGCAGGAAUCGUCCAGUACAACGAUUGGCUGGAGGAAGAGUGUGGGAAUAUGGCCCGAGAAGGCUUGAGGGUCCUGGUGGUGGCCAAGAAGUCUUUAACAGAGGAGCAGUACCAGGACUUUGAGGCCCGCUACCUCCAGGCCAAGCUGAGUGUUCACGACCGCUCCCUGAAGGUUGCCACGGUGAUCGAGAGCCUCGAGAUGGAGAUGGAGCUUCUGUGCCUGACGGGCGUGGAGGACCAGCUCCAGGCCGACGUUCGCCCCACGUUGGAGAUUUUGCGCAACGCCGGCAUCAAGGUCUGGAUGCUGACCGGGGACAAGCUGGAGACGGCCACCUGCACGGCCAAGAAUGCGCAUCUGGUGACGCGUAACCAGGACAUCCAUGUCUUCAGACCUGUGACCACGCGGGGGGAGGCCCACCUGGAACUUAACGCGUUCAGGAGGAAGCACGACUGCGCUCUGGUGAUCUCUGGGGACUCGUUAGAGGUCUGUCUGAAGUUCUACGAGUACGAGUUCAUGGAGCUGGCGUGCCAGUGCCCCGCAGUGGUUUGCUGCCGCUGUGCCCCCACCCAAAAGGCGCAGAUCGUCCGGCUGCUGCAGGAGCGCACGGGCAAGCUGACCUGCGCCGUGGGGGAUGGAGGAAAUGAUGUCAGCAUGAUCCAGGUGGCGGACUGCGGUGUGGGCGUGGAGGGAAAGGAGGGGAAGCAAGCCUCGCUGGCCGCCGACUUCUCCGUGACUCAGUUCAAGCAUCUGGGCCGCCUGCUGAUGGUCCACGGCAGGAACAGCUACAAGCGUUCGGCCGCACUCAGUCAGUUCGUCAUCCACAGGAGCCUGUGCAUCAGCACCAUGCAGGCUGUGUUCUCCUCCGUCUUCUACUUUGCCUCAGUGCCCCUCUACCAGGGAUUCCUCAUCAUCGGCUACUCCACCCUCUACACCAUGUUCCCCGUCUUCUCGUUGGUCUUGGACAAAGAUGUGAAGUCAGAAGUGGCCAUGCUCUACCCUGAGCUCUAUAAGGACCUUCUGAAGGGUCGUCCACUGUCCUUCAAGACAUUCCUUAUAUGGGUGUUGAUAAGUAUUUAUCAAGGAAGCAUCAUCAUGUACGGGGCCCUGCUCCUCUUCGAGUCGGAGUUUGUGCACAUCGUGGCUAUCUCCUUCACGGCGCUCAUCCUCACCGAGCUUCUGAUGGUGGCCCUCACGGUGCAGACGUGGCACUGGCUCAUGAUCGUGGGCGAGCUGCUCAGCCUGGCCUGCUACGUCGCCUCGCUCGUCUUCCUGCACGAGUUCAUCGACAUCUACUUCAUCACGACGCUGUCGUUCGUCUGGAAGGUCACCGCCAUCACCUUGGUCAGCUGCCUGCCCCUCUACUUCCUGAAGUACCUACGCCGGAGGUUCUCCCCUCCCAGCUACUCCAAGCUGACCUCGUAGGCCGGUGCCGGCCCCCAACCCCUCCCGAAACGUGACCCCUGCCGCCCCUCCAUCCAGAGGCUCACCGUGUCGAGGCUAAUUGCAGUGUCGGCACUGGUUUUGGUGAGGCUAUUGUGCUCAUAUGUGUUGGUUUUUUUCAGAGGUGAAAAGUUCAGGUACAGAACAUGAAAAUCCAGACCAAGGUUUUGUUUCAGCCAACCAGUUGAGUAUAAAGAGCCAGCCACAGCGUAUUCAACUGGUUGGCUGAAACAAAAUCUUGGUCUAGAUUUUUACUUUCUGGGCCUUAACUGUCCACCUCUGUUUUUUUUUUUUUUGUUUUAAUUGUUGUGGAGGAGAUAGCAGAAUUAUAGGGACUUUGAAGUCAUGGAACGGUUAUCAGUUCCGAUCCCCAAAUUCUUUUGUGCCAUUUUUUGAAGGCAGAUGAAUGGAGACUGGGUUUGAUUGGCGAACUGCUUUUGACCAGGCAGCCCAGACUAGCUAUAUAUGCCAAAAGAAGUACCACCAAACCUAUCAAACACAGCAUCACUGGGAGGCCAAGGCUGAACCGCGUGGCGAGGUUUCCGUGACACCUUGGUGACAUCCUAAGUAUGCUGUUUUUCCGGUGGUCGUUUGGCAGUGUUACGUUUUUAUUCUUUGCACUUUCUAGUCCUUUCUGCAGUGCGGAGCAGCUGUGCGUGGACCCGCUGUUUACGCUGCUGCCUUGCAGACUGGGGUGUCCAGGGUGGGAGAGAUUUAGGAGACUCUAGGGACGUUUAACAAACAUCCAGGGAAUGUUUCUGCAACUUUAUUUACCGGUGCACAGGUCUCUAGGCGCCGCAUAAUUUAUGCACACUGAACAUUGUGUACUUUAAAAAGGAAAAAAAAAGGAAAUAUACAAGUUUGCCAACAUUAGGCCUAAUAUAGCCACUGGUGAAAACUGGAAUUAACAGAUUGCUAUGAGAUGUUUUUAACAUUUUUAUGAAAAUGCAGAUUUUUUUUUCCCAAACAUAGGAGGUUAAGUCCUUAGGUAUCAUCAUAUGUGGAAUUAUUUUGCCAGAGGAAUUAAUGCAGAAUUAUUAUGCGCCAUUGGGCUACAGAAGGCUUCUGAUGAGCCGGGCCCUGUUAACUGGGUACGCCGUGUUUUUUCGUGCAUGACGCAGCUUUUUGACACGGAAGUGUGUGUCUCAGCAGCUGGUCGGAGUAUGACUCACGCUGCCAGAGCGACUAAACCGCUCAGCAGGCCGCUCGGCAGGCCGCUCGGCAGGCCGCUCAGGGAGGCCUUUCGAGCAUCUGGAAGGCCUGGUCUACCCAGAACCGCAAACAAGUUACUAUUCGCGUGUUCCACCCACCCCCGACGUAUGCUACGCAGCCGCUGAGUGGCGUGUGCUGUGUCUGUGUCUCGCGGUCACCCGUGACGCCAGCGUGACUAAGCCGUAUGGUCGUCGGCUGCAAUUACCCCGCCACACGCCUCCCCGACCGUGACUGUGGCGUAAAACCCCUGCAGUCCACCCCCAGGAAUUCUGCAGAACGCGUUGUUUUAGAAUAGCGCCUUUUAUAGUGAACACCUGUAGAAUGUAACCCUUGCGUGCAUGGAAAACAGACGGCAAGGAGCCAAGUGCAUGGCGGAAAGCAAAGGGGGCGGGGCUAAUCUCAGAUUUUUCAUUCAGCACUAUCAGGUAAACAAGUUUGAGUGGAUGGACAACACUCAAAUCCUUAGUUUGCUAGACCCUUUCAUCUGCAGGUUGGAUAAUAUGGUUCAAAGAUACUAUGUGAUGCAUGUGUCCUUUUUACCCUGUUUGUUCUGCAAAAUAUUAAAGAUGCGAAGGUCCUGUAAAGGAUGUCAUUUAAGAUCAUGUCACAGACAGGUGAAGCAUAGUGAUACUGGGUGCCAAAAGUGUUCUCCUGUCUCGGGGAACUCGUCAAUAUCAGUCAGACAGACGUCUGUCUGUCAGCCGAAUCCAGCAGCACAGAAGACACUCUGAGAGUCAGAUCUGCUUUUGCUAUGUGCUCUUACGUUCUCAAUAGAGCAAGUGGUGGAAAUCCGCGGUCUCCCGGUGUCGUAAAACGUGAGCUUUGGGAUGCACUAGUGUAGUUCGUCGAAGUGUUCGUGAAUGGGAAGCGUACGGGGCAUUUCCCCACCGUUAUGUUGUAUUUUUUAUUUUUUUGCCAAUUUUGUAUUCCAGUGUGUCGUGAUCAAAUGUAAAUAACAAAUGGCCUUUUUAUUUAUUACUCUUAUGUCCGUAAUUGCACAUCAAGUUGUAAGAACAAAAAGGGAUGAUUGUGCUUAUUAAUGUUGGUGGAAAUAAAACAUUUUCUGUUAUUUCUUA